Molecule: messenger RNA, 1270 nt
Organism: Carassius carassius (crucian carp)
Lineage: Eukaryota; Metazoa; Chordata; Actinopteri; Cypriniformes; Cyprinidae
Product: zinc finger protein 271-like
Exons: 2
Biological process (GO): regulation of transcription by RNA polymerase II
Molecular function (GO): DNA-binding transcription factor activity; RNA polymerase II cis-regulatory region sequence-specific DNA binding
Source: RefSeq, a predicted model, not a curated record
CGCUAAAACACAUUCGUGUGUUUGUCAAACACCAUCAAGCCUCAGAGGAAGAAGAUUCGUUUCACCGCGCUCUCUGUUGUUGUAAUGUGGUGCUGGUUUAAUACAAACUGUUAGAAAUUGAAUUUAUGUAAACAGAAAAAUACAGUUUUUGAAUGAGGUCAGUAAAUACAUGUAAUAUUCUCAUCAUCAUAGUCGUGUCUAAGUGUUGAAGCAAAUAGAAAUACAUCGGGAAGAAUAUCAGCUGAAGAUGGUGUUUGUUGAAGAGGAGAUUGAGGAGAACACGAGUGAAAUAAAAGAAGAGGAACCAGAAACCUGGAAAAUAAAAGAAGAGGAACCAGAAACCUGGAAAAUAAAAGAAGAGGAACCAGAAACCUGGAAAAUAAAAGAAGAGGAACCAGAAACCUGGAAAAUAAAAGAAGAGGAACCAGAAACCUGGAAAAUAAAAGAAGAGGAACCAGAAACCUGGAAAAUAAAAGAAGAGGAACCAGAAACCUGGAAAAUAAAAGAAGAGGAACCAGAAACCUGGAAAAUAAAAGAAGAGGAACCAGAAAUUUGGAAAAUAAAAGAAGAGGAACCAGAAACCUGGAAAAUAAAAGAAGAGGAACCAGAAAUUUGGAAAAUAAAAGAAGAGGAACCAGAAACCUGGAAAAUAAAAGAAGAGGAACCAGAAACCUGGAGAAUAAAACACGAGGAAACAGAAACCUGGAAAAUAAAACAAGAAGAACAAGGAGAGUUUAUUGAAGAAAGAGAGGAGAACAAAAAAUGGAGUGAGGCUGAGGAUAAAAAUCAUGUCAAAACUGGAGAAAAACCUUUGAGUUGCUCUCAAACCAAACAGAAAGAUCUAAAGAAAAGAAGAGCCAAGAAACCUUUCACCUGCACUCAGUGUGGAAAGAGUUUGACAAGCAAAUAUAAUCUUGAUUUUCACAUGAGAGUUCAUACUGGAGAUAAACCUUAUAAGUGUUCACACUGUGACAAGAGAUUCAAUCACUCAGGAUGCUUGAAAACACAUGAGAGGAUCCACUCUGGAGAGAAACCUUAUAAGUGUUCACACUGUGACAAGAGAUUCAAUAGGUCAACAGACCUGAAAAAACAUGAGAGGAUCCACACUGGAGAGAAACCUUACGAGUGUUCACUUUGUGACAAGAGAUUCAAACAGUCAUCACAUCUAAAAACACAUGAGAGGAUCCACACUGGAGAGAAACCUUACGAGUGUUCACAUUGUGACAAGAGAUUCAAUAGGUCAGCAGACCUGAAAACACAUGAGAGGAUC